This is a messenger RNA of Ostreococcus lucimarinus CCE9901, 840 nucleotides long. RefSeq lists its product with no specific name. Lineage: Eukaryota; Viridiplantae; Chlorophyta; Mamiellophyceae; Mamiellales; Bathycoccaceae. The coding region runs from base 1 to 840 and encodes 279 amino acids. The record is from RefSeq and is a predicted model, not a curated record. The transcript has a single exon.
AUGUCGGCGCCGCGCGCCGCGCCGCUGGCGGCGUUCGCGCGACGACGGGCGACGCGCGGGCGAGGAAAAAUCGACCGCGUCGACGACGCGGGCGCGAACGAGAAACGCGCGCGCGAGGACGACGUCGAGGAGACGCGAGAGGACGACGGGUGGACGCGGUUGACGACGACGCGCGACGGCAUCGAGCUGUGGACGCGACCGGCGCCGGCGUGGGCGAACGCGCGAGGGAAGGUUCGGGAGAUAUUGGCGACGUGUACGUUCGAGAACGUCGAGCGAAGCGCGCUCUGGGCGGCGAUCUGUGACAUCGAGCGGUACGACGAAUUCGUGCCGUACGUGCGGCGGUCGACGGUUUUGGCCAAGCGCGGAACGCGGACGUGGAAUCACGCCGAGAUUCGCGCGCCCGUGGCGGGCGAUCGCGCGUACACAAUCGUGAUAGACGAUCACUCCCGCGCGAACGUCAACGCGGGCGCGUGGAGAACGACGAAGGAGAUGGAGCCGCGUCGGUUAAGUCCCGGCGCGAGACCCAUGCGCGCCAACUGCGGUAGCUGGCACCUUCGCGACGCCGCGUCCGGCGCGGGCGUGCGCGUGCGAUACACCCUCAUCACCGAUCCCGGUCGCGGCGUCCCGCAGUGGUUGCUGUCGCAGACGCCCAAAACGGUGCCCGACACGCUUCGCGCGUUUCGCGACCGCGCGCUCUCCGGCGCCGGCCGAGCGUCGCCUUCGACCCGUCGCCCUUACGCCGUCGCGCGCGAUCUCGCGCGACGGUGCGUCCGCGAGUCUGAAAUCAUCGUCGCUCGCCUUCGCGCCGCCCUCGACGUCGUCGCGCCGUCGCUUAAGUAA